AUGGCGAUGGCUGAAGGAAUGAACAGCACAGCAGUUACCAGGUUUAUCCUCUUGGGAUUCUCUGAAUUUCCCAGGCUCACAGCCAUCUUCUUUUCAAUCUUCUUAGGCAUUUAUCUCAUGACAGUGUCUGGGAAUUUGGGCCUCUUUACCCUGAUCAAGAUGGACGCUUUCCUGCACACACCUAUGUAUUUCUUCAUCAGUAAACUUGCCUUCUUAGAUUUUUGUUAUGCUUCCUCCACAAUUCCCAAGAUGCUCUCAGACUUCUUCAAGAAGCAGAAAUUUAUCUCCCUUAGGGGGUGCACCAUGCAAUACUUCUUCCUCUCUGGCCUGGCUCUGACCGAGUGCUGUCUCCUAGUGGCCAUGGCUUACGAUCGCUAUGCCGCCAUUUGCAAUCCGCUCCUCUAUCUGACCAUCAUGUCUCCCACUCUCUGUGUGCAGAUGAUGGUAGGGUCUUGUAUAACUGGGUUCUUGGGUGGAUUUAUCCAACUAUGUGGCUUACUUCAGCUCCAUUUCUGUGGCCCUAAUGUCAUCAACCAUUUCUUCUGUGACCUUCCACAACUCAUGCUGCUAUCCUGCACUGACACCAUUUUCUUACAAGUUAUAAUCUCUGUGCUCACAGUAAUUUUUGGAGUCAUGUCUGUUCUGGUUAUCAUGAUAUCCUAUGGGUAUAUAGUUGGUACCAUUCUGAAGAUUGCUUCAGCAGAAGGCAGAUCCAAAGCCUUCAACACAUGUGUUUCUCACCUGACAGCCGUGACCCUCUUCUUUGGCUCAGGCACUUUCGUCUAUUUGUGCCCAAAUUCCAACAGUUCUUGGAACCAAAACAAGCUGGCCUCGGUUGUGUACACAAUGGUGAUCCCCAUGUUAAAUCCGAUGAUCUACAGUCUCAGGAACAAGGAAAUCAAAUAUGCCCUGAGCAGAUGGAAGAAGAGAAUAUUCUCUUGGACUGAUGGAUUUUGA
Condylura cristata (star-nosed mole) is the source of this 957-nucleotide messenger RNA. RefSeq names its product olfactory receptor 1440-like. Gene Ontology annotation, molecular function: G protein-coupled receptor activity; odorant binding; olfactory receptor activity. NCBI's taxonomy places the organism in Eukaryota, Metazoa, Chordata, Mammalia, Eulipotyphla, Talpidae. Gene Ontology annotation, biological process: sensory perception of smell; G protein-coupled receptor signaling pathway. The transcript has a single exon. Gene Ontology annotation, cellular component: membrane. Bases 1 to 957 code for a protein of 318 amino acids. The record is from RefSeq and is a predicted model, not a curated record.